Molecule: messenger RNA, 1626 nt
Organism: Aegilops tauschii subsp. strangulata
Lineage: Eukaryota; Viridiplantae; Streptophyta; Magnoliopsida; Poales; Poaceae
Biological process (GO): ribosome biogenesis; cytosolic ribosome assembly
Source: RefSeq, a predicted model, not a curated record
CGUCCCCUCUUUCUCCCCCUUCCUCCGCCCCACCCCGGACCCUCGCCGCCUCCAGCUUCUUCCAAUCCCCCCCUUUCCGUCUAGGGUUUUGCUUCCUCCCCCAGAAAAAUCGAGGCCGAGCCCCUAAUCCCCGAGCGCGCCCCGCCUCGCCGACCGGUCGCCGGAGAUGUCCCGCACGCUGGUGCAGCCGGUGGGGCAGAAGCGGCUGACCAACGUGGCCGUGGUGCGGCUGCGCAAGGGCGGCCAGCGGUUCGAGAUCGCCUGCUUCCCCAACAAGGUGGUCAACUGGCGCGACCGCGUCGAGAAGGACCUCGACGAGGUGCUCCAGUCCCACAACGUCUACUCCAACGUCUCCAAGGGCGUCCUCGCCAAGUCCAAGGACCUCAUCAGGAUCUUCGGCACCGACGACCUCGUCGAAAUCUGCCUCGAGAUUUUGGAGAAAGGGGAGCUACAGGUGUCUGGCAAGGAGAGGGAGGCGCAGCUGUCCGCGCAGUUCAGGGACAUCGCCACCAUCGUCAUGGAGAAGACUAUCGAUUCUGAGACCCGGCGCCCCUACACCAUGAACAUGAUCGAGCGCCUCAUGCACGACAUACACUUUGCGGUCGAUCCAAACGUUACCUCCAAGGAACAGGCACUGAGAGUCAUUAAGAAGCUAAUUGAGAACCCUAAAUGCUCGAUAAAGCGUGCACCAUUGACAGUGAGGUUCAUUGCACCUAAGUCCAAUCUUUCUGGCCUUAUGGAGAAGCUUGAUGGGUGGAAUGCAAUUGUUCUUUCAAAGGAUGAAUCUGCUGAUCAGUCUUCCAUUGUAUGUGAGAUUGAACCAUCUGUUCUGCACUCGUGUGAAGAGAAACUGAAGGACGUGCAAGGGAGGGUGGAAGUACUCUCGGUGUCGGCACACAAAGAAGGUGGCUCUUCUACAGACCAAUAUGACAAUGUCGCGGACAAUGUGGAGAAGGCACAGCCUGUCCCUGCGAAGGAGUCUGGUGCUGUUGCUCAGCUAAGUGAGACCAUGCAGAAACAGAGCCUUUCAAGUGAAGUGGACAGCCAGGGUCAGGCACCAGGCAAGCCGCAGAAAAGAUGCAGAGAAUGUGACGUAUUCAUGGAGGACAAGCUGUACAGAGACCACUGCAAGUCCGGGUGGCACAAGCACAACUACACACGCCACAAGAAUGGGCUUCCUCCGCUCAGCCAAGAGGAGUGCUUGAUGGAAAUGGAGAUGGCAGAGUCCCAGAGGGGCCUGAAGGACUACGAUUUCUGAGGUGGGUUUUGUCUAGCACUCCCUCUCACCGCUCCUUCGAGGCCGAUAAACGGCACGCGCAAGGCAUGAAUUUUGCAGUCUUGUUGUUUCCGAGGACAUAGUCAUCGUUUGGUAAAUGCUAGUAUGAAGUGGGGAACGAGUUUUGCGAUACGCUAGCAAGUUUAUAAAAUGUAAUCGGGUUACAUUGUGUGAAUGUGAACUGUGAAGGUAGCAGAACCUGGCUCAUGUGUAGUUGGCUGAGUGAACUCGUGGCAGUACUGAUGUUUGCGGCAUGAACUGUAACGUGAUGAUAUAUGGUACGGUCUUGAGUAUGCGCCUGUUAUGGAUGUGAACCAACUUAAUGCAACAUAUGUAUAUCGAUUUUGCAA